Molecule: messenger RNA, 3186 nt
Organism: Blumeria graminis f. sp. triticale
Lineage: Eukaryota; Fungi; Ascomycota; Leotiomycetes; Helotiales; Erysiphaceae
Source: the annotation of a GenBank genome assembly
AUGAACGGUGCCUCCUCUCUCAUGAGGCCUGCAACGCCAUCUCCAACAGCUCAAAUAAUCUCAACAGCGAUCCAACAAGAGGACUGCUUUAGACAAGCUAAGAGGGAUUCUCAGCCUGGAACAAAAGAUGUAUAUCAGAAAAUUUCUCCCAUAAUAUCGAAGUCUUCAGGAGUUGAUUCUCGUUCCCCUCUCGAGUCUAGCCAGAAAGGAGUCGAAAGUUAUCAAGAGAGUAGAUCUAGAUCAAAAGCCUCACGAAAUCGCUCUUCCAGAAGUAGUAGCUCAAGCAACCAGUAUGCCGCUAGAACCUCGAAGCACUCCUCUCAAAAACUGAUGCUAUCUAAAGCCUUACAAAAGGCAAAUAGUGCAGUACUUCUUGAUAAUGCUCAAAAUUUCGAGGGCGCUAUGCAGGCAUACUCUGAAGCCUGUGGUCUUUUGAACCAUGUCAUGUCGCGGAGUUCCGGGAAUGAAGACCGUCGCAAGUUGGAAGCCAUUCACAUUACUUAUACUAUCAGGAUUAGCGAACUUGAGAAGAUUUCCCUCCAGCUAGAUGAAUUUACCAAAGAACUUCCUGCCCAGUCUGAAAGCUCUAUGCCCUUAACAGAUGACGAAGAGAGAAUGGCCCACGAGGAAAUGGUUAACGAACAGUCAUGUUUGGAACAGAUAAAGCAAAACCGUUCGAUGUCUUUAUCACAGCUUCCACCACGAAGAGAAUCACUUCAGGUUGGAUCAGAGGCAUCAACACAUAAACAAGAUUCAUUUAAAGGUCGAUCAUGUUUAAGGUUGCCAAUUGAGAUGACAAAUGAUAGUCAUGAAGAUUCUAUGAAGAGCUCAUACAUGCCCCGUCCUCUUUCGCCACGACGUCCUACAUCACCUAAAUAUCAAGAGAAUUUAGGUACAACACAACUAGAGCCGAGACAGUUAGAGACGAAAGUUUCUAAUACAAAUAACCUCUUAGAUACUAGCGGUCAUUCUCGAAUGGCAAGUAAGGAUUCCAGCCAUUGGCUUGACACUAUAGAUGAAGCAGGGAGCUCAGCUACACCAUCUAUCCACUCAAGGUCAUCUUCCUUAAAAGUUUAUAGGAAGCCUCUCCAAGCUCUGAGGUUUGAGACAGAAGUCGAAUUUGAUGCGGCACUAGAUGCUGCUAUUGAGGCUGCUUAUGAUGACGGUCUCAUGCCGAUAUAUUCUAAGGAUUUUUCUACUUCUGGUCAUCUUGAUGAUGAAAUUGUUGCCAAUGUGAGACGAAAAGUUGAGUUGGCUAAGGAAAGGGUGAGACAAUCAGAGCGCGAAGCUGCAGUUCAGAUAGCUCAUGAGCGUGAGCGAAUAAGAAUCCAACAGCAGCAUUUGCAGGACGUUAUUGAAGACGGAUAUGACUCUAAUGAAUCAGAAGAGGAAGAACGAAUCCUGGAAGAGAUGACAAGAGAUUACGCUAUGGAAAAUUUUGACAUCGACUUGUACGGCGGAGCGGCUUUGCUCCAAGAAACUGAAUCAGAAAAACGUGCUAGACGGCCCAACUCGUCAUCAUUAACCUCCAGAUCGUCGAAUGUUUUAGAAGGAUCUCCAAUACUUCAGAAUUCCUCUACCUCGAAGAACCCAACACCUGCUACACCUUUGUUGCCUCAUUUAUCUGAAGUUUCUUUACCGGAACCUAGUGAGAGAGGUUCUUCAUGUGACUUCUCGACUUCAGGUGUAAGAACUCGAAGACUUUCGGGACAAAGAGCAAAGCCCCUUAAAAUUGAAACUAAUCCCCAAUUGCCCAUGGACCAUCGACAAGAUUUGUCUCAGGCGAAGGCAUCGAACACAGUUAUUCUAGCUCCAUUAAAAUCCCUAGAAACAAAUAAAUUACACGAAUCAACACCCAAUUCUGCAGAUCGGCCUCCUACACUUCAAAUAUCUAGACAGACCUCUCAGCCUCUCAUGAACUCAUCAGAUACAAUAUCUUCCUUCACAAAUUCACCUCAACAUCUUGGUAAUGAUGUAGAUUCCCAAUCAUGCGAAGCUGAAUCCCCUACUCGAACUAAAUCUAGAAUGAGUUUGCGGAAAAAUAUGUCCUCUACAAGUUUGAAGAACAUAAAGAGCCGCAAUGUCUCGACGUCAAAUCUUGAAGACGGCUCAGACACUUCGCUAAACACCCCCGUCAGUAUACAAUUUAACGAGCGCGAGGUUAACUCAACCCAUCAGUUAAGGCCGAAUUUGCUCACACCUCUCGUCAUGUCGUUAACAGAAAGGCAAAGUCAAAGUCAGAAUGAAAAUAUGGACUUAUUUAACAACAGCUUUCACUCUCAAGAUAACUUUGGGAUGCCCUCUUACACGGAUAAAACGACACCUACACCUCUUGAAUCAUGCCCGACAGAAUAUCUUCUUCGUCCGUUUUGGCUAAUGCGUGCUCUUUAUCAGACGAUUGUACACCCAAAGGGAGGUUUUAUCACAAAUAAGUUGUUUGUUCCUUGUGACGUUUGGAGAGUCAAAGGUGUCAAAAUCAAGAAUAUGGAAGAUAAAAUAGCUAAUUGUGAAGUUUUAACGUUAGCUUUAACGAAACUUGCUCGUGUUGACUCAUUUGACGCCGAUGCAGUCUUGGAUGAGAUGCAGACUUUUGAAAGCGUCCUUGAACAAGUUCAAACGGUGUUAUCAAAGAAACUAGGGAGUGAAGUUGGUGUUCAAAAUUCAGGAAAUUUUCCCGUAUUCAAAGACACAUUUGUGGAAGCUGAUAAUGAAAACAACAAUACUUUAUCCAAGACAGGUACUAUAUCAAGUAAAUCAUCUUUUUCAUGGCGAAGACUGAGAUCGAAAAAUUCUGGCGUAAGUUUGUCAAGCAACUAUUCCAACAAAACACAUGUGGACCCGCUUAAAGAGUGUCCUACGAUCCCGACACUGCCAAUGGCCUCAAGUAUCACCAAGAAACGCCAUCUGAGGAGUGACGUUGAUAAAGUUCAAUUUUCUGGUCCAAACGCCAAUUAUAUGAGUGCGUUAGCGAGAUUAUUUGAUGCAGCACAGACUGUUGAUCAAAUUGCACGACAGGUUGAGGAUCCCGGACUUAGACAUGCAGAUAAGACUCAGGUUGGCCUGGAGCUUUGUACCCGACAUGCGGCUGAAUUCUUUGGAUUCUACAUAUGUCGGUUCGUUCUAGCAGAUAUCUCGAUUCUCAUGGAUAAAUUUAUUAAGAAGGAAAGUGGAUGGAUACUAAUUUAA